Molecule: messenger RNA, 1392 nt
Organism: Prorocentrum cordatum
Lineage: Eukaryota; Dinophyceae; Prorocentrales; Prorocentraceae
Source: the annotation of a GenBank genome assembly
AUGGCCACCAUCGCGUACAAGUGCCCCGAGAUCACUGUGAACAUAGUCGACCUCAACGAGGCCCGCAUCGCGGCCUGGAAUUCGGAUGCGCUGCCCAUCUACGAGCCCGGGCUCAAGGAGGUCGUGGACGCGUGCCGCGGCAGGAACCUCUUCUUCUCCACCGACGUGCAGGCCGGGAUCGCGGACGCGGACAUUAUCUUCGCCUCGGUCAACACGCCCACGAAGACCCAGGGCGUCGGCGCCGGGCGUGCGGCCGACCUGAAGUUUAUCGAGAGCGUGGGCCGCACCAUCGCCCAGCACGCCAACCGCAGCAAGAUCGUGAUCGAGAAGUCCACCGUGCCGGUGAAGACGGCCGCGGCUUUGGAGCGCGUGCUGACAGCGAACGAGCUGCACUCGGGGACCGUGGGGAAGAGGUUCUACAUCCUGUCGAACCCGGAGUUUCUGGCGGAGGGUACGGCCAUGGCGGACCUGGACAACCCAGACCGGGUGUUGAUCGGAGGUCAGGUCGAGCAGGCUGUGCAGGUGCUCGUGGACAUCUACGCGCACUGGGUGCCGCGCGAGAGGAUCCUCACGACCAACCUGUGGAGCUCCGAGCUGUCGAAGCUGGUUGCCAACGCAAUGCUCGCCCAGCGCGUGAGCAGCAUCAACUCCAUCUCCAGGCUGUGCGAGCGCACGGGCGCGGACGUCAGCGAGGUGUCCCGUGCCAUCGGCACCGACAGCCGCAUCGGAAGGAAAUUUCUGAACGCCUCGAUCGGAUUCGGCGGCUCCUGCUUCCAGAAGGACAUCUUGAACCUCGUGUACAUCUGUGAGCAGUUCGGGCUGGACGAGGUCGCCCAGUACUGGCAGAAGGUCGUCGACAUGAACGAGUACCAGAAGAAAACGUUCACGGGCCGGAUCAUACACGCCCUUUUCAACACCGUCUCCAGAAAGAAGAUCGCGGUCUUCGGUUUCGCCUUCAAGAAGGACACCGGCGACGUGCGCGAGACGCCUGCUCUGACCGUCUGCGACAUGCUGAUGCAGGACGGGGCGAUGGUUCACGUUUACGACCCAAAGGUGAAGAGAGAGGACGCCGUCACAGAGUUCAAGUACCACGGUGUGGAAGUUGACGAUAAGCUGUUCACUUUCACGAGCACGCCAGAGGAGGCUGUCGAAGGGGCGCAUGCCAUUGUUAUUCUCACGGAGUGGGACGAGUUCAAGACCUACAAAUAUGAUGUGUUCUACAGCAAGAUGAUGAAGCCGGCCUUCUUAUUCGACGGUCGGAACUUGCUGGACCACGUCGGCCUGCAGAAGGUCGGCUUCGAGGUGCAUGCGAUCGGCAAACCUAAGAUCUCCUCGGACUCCGAGCCAAUCAAUCGCGCUGGCAGUUUCAGCAUGCCCGACCCGACGUACUGA